This is a messenger RNA of Python bivittatus (Burmese python), 8617 nucleotides long. It is a transcript of the gene LNPEP, whose product is annotated as leucyl and cystinyl aminopeptidase. Gene Ontology annotation, biological process: proteolysis; peptide catabolic process; regulation of blood pressure. NCBI's taxonomy places the organism in Eukaryota, Metazoa, Chordata, Lepidosauria, Squamata, Pythonidae. Gene Ontology annotation, molecular function: zinc ion binding; peptide binding; metalloaminopeptidase activity. The record is from RefSeq and is a predicted model, not a curated record. Gene Ontology annotation, cellular component: plasma membrane; cytoplasm.
AUGGUUGAGGGCUGAGGCUGGCUUCGGCGUCAAGCCGCCAGAGCCGUUCGGCUGGGAAGAGAAGCGAGCCGACUGGGCAGCGGAUCAGCGGUCCCCCCCCCCCCCCCGGGGCCGUCCUCCUGCUCCCGUCAUAGGGCUUGUUAUUCUGUUGGCAGCGGCGACUGAGACUGCAUGAAGCCUCUCUGCGACCUCAGGGCCGGCACCCGCGUCCUCCUCGGUAACAUGCAGCUGCGGGAGGAGGAGGAGGAGCAGGCCAAGGCGUGAGGAGGAGCCGCGGCGGGUUCUGCUUUCUGUUUGUUUUGGUUUCGGACGUGUUUGUCUUUUCCUCCCAAUUCGUGCUUUGGCUCGCCUCACAGAAGGAAAAUGGAGUCCUUCCCCAGUAGCGAUCGAGUUCAGUUACCUAGAAAUAUGAUUGAAAACAGCAUGUUCGAGGAAGAGCCUGAUGUGGUUGACUUGGCUAAAGAGCCUAGCUUGCAUCCUUUGGAGCCUGAUGAAGUAGAAUAUGAACCAAGAAGUUCUCGUCUUCUUGUACGUGGUCUUGGAGAUCAUGAAAUGGAUGAAGAUGAAGAAGAUUAUGAAUCGUCAUCAGCCAAACUUCUGGGAAUGUCUUUCAUGAAUAGAAGCACUGGCCUGCGUAAUAAUAUGGCUGGUUAUAGACAGCGUUCAGAUGGCUCAUGUUCUCCAUCUGUAAGGACCACAGUAAUCUGUGCUGUUGUUCUUGUGAUAGCUGUGUCUGUAAUAAUGGCAAUCUAUCUUCUUCCCAAGUGCACUUUUACCAAAGAAGGUUGUCACAACAAAAACCACACAAUGGAAGAUAUAUAUCCUUUGGCAACUAAUGGAAAGCCUUUUCCAUGGGCUCAUUUUAGGCUUCCAGGUGCUAUUGUUCCAGUACAUUAUGAUAUUGUUCUACAGCCAAAUCUAACCACAAUGAGAUUUACAGGUUCUGUUCUGAUAACUGUGGAGGUUAUUCAGGUUACUAUGCAUAUCAUACUUCAUAGUUCAAAGCUUAAUAUUACCAAGGUAACACUUGCUUCACUGGGUUCAAGCCAGCCAAAACCAGCAAAUUUUCUGGAAUAUCCAGUGAAUGACCAGAUUGCAAUUAUAGCUCCAGAAGCUCUUCUUGUGGGACAAAAAUAUAACAUCAACCUGGAGUAUUCCUCAAAUUUAUCAGACACUUACUCUGGCUUUUAUAAAAUUGCAUUUAAGAAUAGCAGCUCAACAAGUUGGCUUGCAGCAACUCAAUUUGAGCCCCUGUCGGCAAGAGCAGCAUUCCCUUGCUUUGAUGAACCAGCAUUCAAAGCCAAUUUUCAAAUCAAAGUCAAGAGAGAAUAUCAACACACUGCUCUGUCAAAUAUGCCAAAGAAUUCAACCAAAGCCCUGGCAAAUGGAUUAUUUCAAGACGAAUUCUCUGUGAGCUUGAAAAUGAGCACUUACCUAGUAGCUGUCAUUGUUGGAAACUUGGCACAUACCAGUAAGGAAACAAAUGGGAUUCUGGUAUCUGUCUAUGCUGUAGCACAAAAGCUGGAGCAGACUGAGUAUGCCUUGAACACAGCAGUGAAGCUUCUUGAAUUUUACCAGAAUUAUUUUAACAUAACAUACCCAUUUAACAAAAUAGAUUUGGUAGCUCUUCCAGAUUUUCAGGCUGCAGGUAUGGAGAACUGGGGUUUGAUCACUUUUCGAGAGACAGCACUCCUUUUUGAUAAUAACACUUCUUCAGCAAUUGAUAAAAAGAGAGUAACAGCAGUAAUUGCUCAUGAGCUAGCCCACCAGUGGUUUGGCAAUCUGGUAACAAUGGAAUGGUGGAAUGACCUGUGGCUGAAUGAAGGAUUUGCUACUUUUAUGGAAAAUCUUGCCAUGAAGAUGGUCUUUCCAGAUUUGUAUACUGAUGACAUUUUUUUAAAUCUGCAAUUUAAGACCAUGGAGAAAGAUUCCAUGAAUUCAUCUCACCCGGUUUCCCUUGCUGUCAAUUCAUCAGCAGAGAUCGAACAAAUGUUUGAUGUAGUCUCCUACAUCAAGGGAUCUUCUCUCUUGUUUAUGUUAAAAAACUAUCUUCAUAAAGAUGAUUUCCAAGCUGGCAUUCAGAUCUAUUUGCAUGACUAUAGCUAUGGUUCCACGCACAGUGAUAACUUAUGGGACAGUAUGACUAAGGUGACACAUGGAGUAGCUGAUGUAAAAACAAUGAUGAACACUUGGACAAUUCAGAAAGGAUUUCCAUUAGUGACUGUCAAAAGGGAAGGAAAAAAAAUCAAUUUGAAGCAGGAAAAAUUUGUGCAUAAUACAGAAUUGGAAAAUCAGAUCUCUUCUUCAAGUUAUCUGUGGCAGAUUCCUCUUUCUUACAUCACCAGCAAUGACAGCUCAUCCCUCCCUUUGCAGACAUACUUACUGGAUAAAAAGUCAGGUGUAAUUGACUAUCCUCAUGAAAUAAAGUGGGUGAAGUUCAAUGUGAAGGCAGAUGGUUACUAUAUUGUGCAUUAUGCUGAUAAUGACUGGAUUGCUCUAAUUGAAUUACUGAAGACAAAUCCCAGUAUUUUUGAUCCCAAAGACAGAGCCAAUUUGAUCCAUAACAUUUUCAUUCUGGCUGGGAUAGGAAAAGUCCCUUUGGCCAUGGCUUUCAAUCUAAUAGACUAUAUAGUAAAAGAAAACAGCACUGCUCCAAUCAUGCAAGCUUUACACCAACUCAGUCGUAUCUUCAAUCUAGUUGAGAAACGGGGAAUGCUGGAGCUCUCAUCCAGAGUGUUGUAUAGAAUUGAAAACUUAUUUGGAGACAAGAUUGAGCAACAAACAUGGAACAAUAAUAAGACUCUCUCAGAACUAGAGCUACAGUCAAGUCUACUAAGUUUUGCCUGUUCCUAUGGUUUAGGAAAGUGUAGUUCAAUUGCUUAUAACCUAUUUAACACAUGGAAGAACUCCAAUGGGACAGAAAGCCUGCCGACAAAUGUUAUGAAGAUCAUAUUCACAGCUGGGGCAAAAACUGAAACUGGCUGGCAAUUCCUUUUAAAGAUGUAUUCCUUUGUGGAUUCUGAACCAGAAAAACUCAAAAUUCUUGAAUCUCUGGCCAGCACAAAUGAUGUUCAAAAACUCAUCUGGUUAAUGCAAACAAGCCUGCAAGGAGUCGUAAUCAGAUCACAGGAUCUUCCAACUGUCAUAAAAACUAUCAGUCAGAAGUUGCCUGGACAUUUACUGGCAUGGGAUUUUGUCAAAGAAAAUUGGGAUCAGCUUAUUAAAAAGUUUCACCGUGGAUCAUACACUAUUCAAAGCAUUGUAACUUCAACAACGCAUCAGUUCUCAACAGUGGGACAUCUGCUUGAGGUUAAGACAUUCUUUGAAUCAAAGUCAGAGGAAACUGCUCAGUUGCGGUGUGCCCAAGAAGCUAUUGAGACAAUUCAACUGAAUAUCCAGUGGAUGGAAAAAAACUUGGCUCUCCUGGAGAAAUUGCUAUAGUAAUCACAAUUCUCUUACAGCUUGUAUUAGUCACUAGGAAUGCUGCAACUCUUGGUCUUUUGCUUUUGCAAAAAAAAAAAAGUUAAACAUGAGCAAUGCAAUUUUUGUUUUUUGCACUGUGAGAGAGGGUUCUAGUUAGCUCAGGGUUCAUCUCUUCCGAAUUGGCUCUCUUUGGAGUAUUUGUGGACUGGACAUAGUUGCUAAUUAAGGGAAAGCUCAUUGAUUGACCAGACAUUUACCCCAAACAAGGAUACUGUAAUAACUUUUAAAAUUGAGGUACAGCUCCCUUCCAUUGUAGGAAAAUGGAAUUACAUUUCUACAUACAGAGUACAUUUUUACUUAAAGAAAAGACAAGAGAGCAAGAUAAACACUCCUGAGACCUGCCUUUUCUCUGCAAAAUUCAGUUUGGUCUUUCUCACUGUGCAUAGUUUCUUGAAUUGUAAACAUUGUCCCUGCUGUAAAGCAUUUUUUUUCAUUAUCAUUAUAAGCAGUGGCUAAAACACAAUUAAUGAAGGUGAACAGGUGAAGUCAAAAAUAAGGUUUUGGGGAGUUCUGGGUGUUGAUUUAUAAAUAUUUUCUAGGAAUUAUGCAAAUAUCAGAAUUUUUGUUUUUAAUUUGCCUACAACAUGGCUAGAAGUUACUAGUACUAUGUACUGAAUAAGUCGAAUUACCUUUUGUAAACACAAAGUAAAAUAUCAAGAGAGCUAUGCUGAACCAACCCAUAGAGGUUUUCAAACAGGUUCUAAAUUAUAGCUUGGAAAAUGCUUUAUAUAGUUUUCAGAUUCCAGUUUUGUUUCUCACUUUGAUGUAGCUGCCUAAAAGUAUGUAGUACACUGUUUCAACAAUUUCAGAAUUAUCAGCUUGGGAAUUUCCUGGUUUCAGUUUCUUUUCAGUACUGCCCUGAUGUUUCACAUUGUUCUGUAUAUAGAUAUUUCUAAAAAUAGACCAUGCCUAUGCUUUGACCAAAGUCAAUAUUUGUCAAAUCACAAGACGUGCUAUUUGUGUCACCCAUCCUUGUUCUAAAACCUUUCACCAAAAAUAAAGCAUGCCAGAUUGAAUAUUACAACAAACUAUCCCACACUUGUCAAACUCUUCUAUUCUAUGCUAAUUUUUUAUAGUAAAGUAAAUAACUGGCAUUUGAGGUAUUAUUGUCAACAGUUUUAUGUGUUAUUCAGUACAGUUCUAAAACUCCCCGAUACAAUAUUGUAUUAUGGAAGAAUUGAGAAGAAUAAAAAUGGAUGAAAAAGUUAAAUGUGUUGAUUUAGGCCAGCUUCCCCAACUUGAUAUUUUUAAGAUGUUUUAGAACUACAAAUUCCACAAUUCUUAGCCACUGUUGAGACUUACAGUUCUGGGAUUUAUAUUUCCAACACAUCUGAAAGGGCACCAGAUGGGUAAUGCUUUCAAUCAUUUGAAAGUACUCUUAAUUUCUGAGUUUGUUCCUAUCAAAGAGGAUAGUUUAAUAAGCUCUUUCUUCAAGCAAACAUCAACUUGGAAAGGUAUGGAUCCAAUUUGACAUCAGCUUUUGAGACAUGCCUUUCUUCAUAUUUGUGAAAAAUCCCACUUUUUAUUGAAAUGUUGUAUCUAGUAUAGAUUCUACAAUAGGAACAGAAGAUGAUUGUUUGGUUCAAUAUUUUACUACUGAUUUUACUUCAUUUAUUUCUCAUGGAGGAUUACAUACUCUGGAAGCUUUUAAAUCUUAUUAUUUCUGUGCCACAGAGUUCAGUGCUACAUAAACCAAUAUUAGAUAGUUUGUUUUGUUUCUUCAUAUGUACUCCAGAAAUUGGAAUGUAACCGUGGGAUAAAGCUGAUGCAUCCUUUGUGGUACAAAUAAUUCAAAGUGGAGGACACUGCUGAAGAAUAUACAAAUUCAAUGUUUGAAGCAAUUUUGGGUCAAUAUGAAAGAGGCAGUUUCCUAGAUCAAGAGAAGCAUUCAAAACCAAUUUUGCUUAAUUAUGAAUUUAACAUCAUAAAAACAUAAACUAGAUAAGUUGUUUUCAAUUAUAUUUCAAUUAUAUCGAAAACAGGGAAAGGAGAAAAAUAUACCAAGCAACCUAGUUUUAGUACUUCUGACUCUUUAAUACACUGAAAACAAAGUUAUUGCUAUUAACUAGCUCAGCUUCUAAAUUGGUUGAAAAUAACUCACCUUGAUAUUAGCCCUCCCCCAUCCCCCAAAAUGGCUCACUUUACAAAGUGAAGAGCAUCUUUCAUGGUUGGUAGAGAAUGUGAGGCUUGCUAUGUUUCUCUCAUAUAUCUGUUUUGUUCCCCACUCUUAUAUUUCUGUGCAUUGCCCUCCCUCCCUCCCUCCCAUCCAUCCAUCCAUCCAUCCAUCCAUCCAUCCAUCCAUCCAUCCUAGCAUUCUGUAGAAUUGUUGCUGCUUUCUUUGUUGGAUCAUCUGACACUUAGAAUCCUAUGUAGAGUUGUGCUUGCUACUGGAAAUGUGAACUGGACUUGAAAUUGUAGUGCACCUAUGUUCUAGAAUUAGAAUAUUUGUUUUAAAUGAAGGCACUGAUGCUUUGAGAAUACUUUCAAAUAUUUAUCUUUUUAAAAAUGAUUGUGGUUUGAUUUUGAUUUACAUUUUAUAAAUUAUGCUUAAAUAGAGAAACAUAUUUAAAAUGAAUCAAUCAUGUAUGGAUCUGGGAUCCAAAGCAGUCAGUACACUUUUUGCUUCCAACAAAGUUUGAUUUCCAACAAUCUGUAAUCUGGAAAAGUUGGACUUUCUAUGCAUGUGCAUUUGUAUGUAUGCUGAAACCAUAAAUGAUAGGCCAUAGGUAUACCUUAAAUGUAAUUGUCUUGAGUCCAUUCAGAAGAAGAAUUUGCUGUAAUAAUACGAAAUGCUUUUAUCCAGUUCAAUAAUCAGGGGUGACUUUAAUGGAGUAGAUAAUUUUUUAUUACAUCGAGGACUAAUUAAAGUAAUUUGAAUGUCCUCAAUUUUCUUUAUGGUUUCUUAGCUUAGAAAUGCUUGAUUCUCAAAUCUUGAUCAAAGCUUUUGUGCUGCUUUGGAAUCCUAACUUUGCAAUAUCUUAUACAUGUAUCCUGUUGAAAGUGGUAGCAUUUUUGUUAUGAAGUUUUUCCCCCCCUAAAAUCAGUCACUUUACUGUAGAAAUACAAUGUAGAGUGGUACAAACUAUGUACCCCCUCCUAGCAAUUAGGUUUCAAAGCUUUCUGUAACAGAUGGGAUUGGAAGAGGGAAAAAAAUGAGAUCAAACUUGGUUGUGUUUUCAAUCUGUUUGAAAUAAUAGUUCAUGUGCCUUAAAGUAUAUUAUAAGUAUUAUAAUAUAUAUAUAAUGGAAGUCUAUUUUUGUUAAAAGCCCUUCAUAGUUAUGAAUCUCCAUAUCUUCAAAGAUUAUUGAGAGAUAGAAUGUUAUGCUUACUUAGUGAAGGAAAAUCUUUUUUGUUCAAAUUAUAAACAUGUCAAUUUGAACGUCUUAAAACCAAAAACUGAUUUUGGCCUCUGUAGCCAUGAUGCAGAGUUCCACAGAGCUCUAAAUAGCCAAGAGCAUUGUAUAUGCAAUGGCUAGUUUGUUCUCUUUAGUGUUAAGAAGUGUGUAUACUUAAUAUGUACAUGGAGCAUUCUGUAACAUUUAAAAGUGUGUUUCUCUAUAUGUUUGCAUUAAAGCCUUUUAUUAAUGAGAUAAUUAAACAAGCCUUAGUCCCAGUAGUCUGGCUUUGUGGAUAAAACUUAUAGUUCUACACAUUUGAAACACAACUGUUAAGUCUACAAACUUUGGAGAAAUACUCAACUAUUUGCAUCUUACAUAUGUUUGUAUAUCCAUGCAUACCGGUAUGUGCCACUGUGUGUAUCACAGAUAACUUUUCUGCCUAUUUUAUUUAACAUGGAAAUAUGCUUGUCUGUCUAGUGUACUAUCAUGAUCAGCCCAGAAGUUUUAGCUGUGGUUCCCAAAGACCAAUUAUUUCCAGUAUAUUUGAGGAGAAAAUUACUAGAUAUAUGACUGGAGAGUGACCAUAGUAGUUAUAUUUAAUUUUUAAAUGUAAAGGAAAAUAUACGUAGUUUUUGUUCUGCCUCCACCCAUUAGAUUUUGGUGUGGCCUCAGGCAUGCUAUUGAAAGGUCAAAUAUAACUCUUGAUCCAAAAAAUACCCCAGAUCUACAGCUUUCCACAUGUGUGGACCUCUUUCUCAAAUGUUGCACUGGACAUCGGGAAGAGUAGGACCGGCACAUGUUUGCUCUUCUCUCUACGUAUUGGCUGAAUGCAUGGAGUUCAAUAUAAACCUACCCCAAUAUUUAGAGUCAGUUUUUGUUCUCUUUGAAACCGUUGCUAGAUAUAAUAUUUCUAUUCAGCCUGCAAAGUUAUAAAGUUGGAGCAUUACAAUUUGUUUUCUUCUGGCAAAGCAUUGUAACAAAGCCAGAUUUCUCUCUCUGCCACCUAUUUGUGAUCUCCAUGGAAUUUUGAAAAAAAUGCUAUGCACAGUAAUUUAGCGUUUAACUUCUGGUUUUGGAAUGGGUGAGAGUAUUCCAAAUGAUGUUUGAUGAAAAGAUAUUACAUUAUGGUGGUUAUAUAGGGGUGUGUGAAAGGGCCUUAAAAGUGCAGGUUUCAGCUAUAAUUUUGUAUAUGUAUAGCCAUACUGGGGCUGUAAUUCUGUCAAAAUGCACAAACACACAAAGCAAUCGAGCCAUUUAAAAUUGCCCAUCUCCAGAGUAAUUAUUCUUUUACUUCAAAUAAUGAAACUGUUUAUUUUUAAAUGCUCUCAAAGCGACUACAUUUUAACUGUAAUGUUAGUAAUUUUAUACAGCUGUGGGAGAUAGAAUUCAUGUAAUGGAUCUUGCUGCUUUUAAAAACUGCCUGCUCCAUUACAGGUGAAAUUGGACAUGCACUGUGAGGCUUAUACUUGAAAGAAUGUGGCCUUAUUUUUUCUUUAAUAGCAUCAUACUACAGGACACUGACCCUUAUAUUUAUAUGACUGUCUAUCUUCCACCUGUUCUGUGUUAGAACAUUUCUCCCUCUGAUGAUAGAUUGGCUUUUUAAAAUCCUUCUGGAAGAUGUUAUCUUUCACUGCACUCUGAACUUUUAAAUAUUGCCUCAUUUAAGGAUACAUUUUUGUACAUAUUUCACAAAUGGAUGCCCCUAUGCCAGAGAGCCAGGUUAGUCUAGUGGUUAAGGCACCAGGCUACAAAGCAGGAAAUUGCGAGUUCUAGUCCCACCUUAGGCAUGAAAGCAG